AUACACAUGUACAGUAUAUAUAUUUGCCAUUAAAUUAAUUUCUUCAGCGUUAUUUACGUUACUCUUCAGUUUUCCCUCCCAACAAAAGCCUUUUUUGGCAUAGUUUGCUGUGCAUAUAUAACUGUGUGUAGUGUGUGUGUGUGUUUUUUCUUCUUCUUUUAUCUUUGUUUUCUUGAGAAAAAUCCCUUGUUUAUUUUCUUUUCUGUUUCCCGCUCCUUUCUCGAAUCUCAGCAUCUUUCGUUUGACUCCUUUGUUUCUUACAAAGCAAACAAAAACAAAAGAAUAGUGUGUGUGUGUGUGUGUGUUGUUGUCUGAUUCAGACAGGAAAUGCAAGCAUAGAUUAAAGGAUAUGAUGGAAGAGGGGUGCAAGAAUUCCAUAGGAGAGGGAGAGAUCAUGGAAACUCCCGAGAGAAGCAAGAACAGCCGAAUCGCCUCUUCCAUUGCCAAAUUUGAGGACUCCCCUGUGUUUAACUUUCUGAACAAUCUUUCCCCAAUCAAGCCGGUGCACUUCUCUCAGACGAUAAAUCCGCUUAGCUUCGCUUCCCUUCCAUCCGUUUUCAGUUCACCGCAGCUUGCUUCCCUCAGGGAAUCUAGGCUUCUUCGCAGGCAUAGUCUCUCAGAUCCAUCAAAACCCGAGUUCUCCUCUGAUCCAAGCACGCGAGCCUCUGUUAACUUGGACGAACAGAGGGAAAAUCUCGAUCCAAAUUUCAAAAACGAUGGUGAGCCAUCAAGGCUUGCAAAUUGUGAGUCCAGCAUUGAGAAAUCGAACGAGGAUGUGUUGGGCACUUGUGCAGCCCUCGUGGAAGGCCAGAGGAGCGUAAACAUGAGUGAGGCGAACGUGGAUGUGUUAGGCAAUGCCAAUGUAAACAGUUGGGACAGUUUGAUCAAUGAUGCAUCCAAUCUAUUAGCCUUUGAAUCACCGAACGCAGAGGCUUACAACAAGCCCGUUGAUCCUGCAACGGCUUUCUAUAGGAGCAUUAGAAAUGCCAUUCAGAACGUUUGUGGUGAACGAGGAAACGCAGCUGAAGACAUGCCUUGCCAGCCUGAUGGAGAAAUCGAAAAUGAGAAUCUUUCUGGUAUAUGUCGUGGCAUGAGAAGGCGCUGUCUCGUCUAUGAGAUGGCAGGAGGCCGUAGGAAGCGUGUGGAGGACGGAUCAGCCGAUACGCCUCUUCUGCUAACGACUAGUGGCAGUGCUUCAUCGGACAAGCAAACAGCUAGGACUAAUACAGAAAAUGAUUGCUAUCGUAUCUUGCCAGGGAUCGGCUUGCAUUUGAAUGCUCUGGCAGCGACUCCCAAGGACUUUAAAAUUUUCAAUCACGAGUCUUCAGCCUCUGGUAGAUUAUUGAUCGGACCAAGCUCAUCUGCCAAUUUUCGCCAAGACUUGUUAAGAAACUACUCGUUGGAAAGAGAAAACGACGCAUUGGAAAAUGACGGCUUUGUCAUGGAAGAUCAUAGCUGGGAAUCUGGACAUGUCGCGAAUGAAGAUAUCAAUCCGAGUAGUCCAAAGAAAAGGAGGCGUAGGUCAGAGCAAGGGGGAGACGGUGAAUCUUGUAAGCGAUGCAACUGCAAAAAGUCGAAGUGCUUGAAACUCUACUGUGAGUGCUUUGCUGCUGGUGUCUACUGUGUGGAGCCGUGCGCGUGUAUAGACUGCUUCAACAAGCCAAUCCACGAAGACGUUGUCCUUGCCACUCGCAAGCAGAUUGAAUCGAGAAAUCCUCUUGCAUUUGCUCCCAAAGUGAUCAGGACCUCUGAUUCUCCAUCAGAGAUAGGAGGGGAUGACCUCACCAACACCCCUGCUUCAUCGCGCCACAAAAGAGGAUGCAACUGCAAGAAAUCCGGAUGCCUCAAGAAAUACUGUGAAUGCUACCAAGGAGGCGUAGGAUGCUCCAUAAACUGCAGAUGCGAAGGUUGUAAAAACGCGUUUGGGAGAAAAGACGGCUCGUGUGCAUCAGCAGCGGAGCAUGAGCACGAAGAAGAUGAAACGGAUAGCAUAAGCCUCUACAAUGCUCGAAUCCACGAUGAUCUUGAUAGUCAACAGUCACACCGGUCGUUCUCAAAGAAGAGGCCACCUCGGGCCCCUUUUCCUCCCAUCGGCUCGUAUGCAUUUCCACCGCCAACUAAUAUGAGACCGCGUUGUGAAGAGGAAGACGAGAUGCCACAUUUUCUCGUUGGAGGAGGGUCUCCGAUCAAGACAUCCUCGCCUAACAAGAAAAGAGUUUCUCCACCUCAGACACUGCCCGGUCUGAGGAGCAGCCGGAAGUUGAUACUUCAGUCCAUCCCGUCGUUCCCUUCCCUCGCACCGAGCCAGUGAGACGAGCUCUCUUCGUCUGCUGUGGCAGCUUCUAUUGUAUAACUCUUUUAUAAAUCCACUAGUUAAAAUAUUAAAGUCAUAUUGCUCAUUGGUAUGUCAGGACUAGGGAAUUUAAUUUUUAUACGAACGCAGUUGGGACGAAGGGAAUACUUUUUCGUUCA
Molecule: messenger RNA, 2472 nt
Organism: Salvia splendens (bonfire salvia)
Lineage: Eukaryota; Viridiplantae; Streptophyta; Magnoliopsida; Lamiales; Lamiaceae
Product: protein tesmin/TSO1-like CXC 2
Exons: 10
Coding region: 350-2311 (653 amino acids)
Molecular function (GO): DNA-binding transcription factor activity
Source: RefSeq, a predicted model, not a curated record